Molecule: messenger RNA, 5297 nt
Organism: Astyanax mexicanus (Mexican tetra)
Lineage: Eukaryota; Metazoa; Chordata; Actinopteri; Characiformes; Acestrorhamphidae
Product: golgin subfamily A member 6-like protein 22
Exons: 14
Coding region: 159-3437 (1092 amino acids)
Biological process (GO): regulation of transcription by RNA polymerase II
Cellular component (GO): nucleus
Molecular function (GO): transcription coregulator activity; double-stranded DNA binding
Source: RefSeq, a predicted model, not a curated record
GGUCCUGCGGCGCUGAGCGGGAGAGCGGUGCUGAUGGUGUGUGUGGAGCGGAGCGGCGCUGCAGAGCCGAGGCGGUGAGCUUUAGCUCAGUUUCUGGAGGCACAGCUAACAGCUACAGCCCUGCUGCUUUAUUCAUAUGCAGUUUUCUCCCGUUCAAGAUGAAACCCCAGUCCAGCCACGACUUUAACCCUGGAGAUAUCGUGUUCGCUAAGAUGAAGGGUUAUCCCUUCUGGCCUGCCAGGAUUGCGGAUGGAAAGGCCCCCAAAAACAAGAUCCCGAUCUUCUUUUAUGGAACGCACACAACAACCUCUUUGGUCCCCAAAGAAAUUGCCCACUACUGGCCCAACAAGGAGAGAUAUGGCAAAUCCACCACACGAGGAGGCUUUGACAAGGCCAUGUGGGAGAUUGAAAAUGACCCAGGGAUCGGCCUCAGAGGUCAAAAGAAAGCAGCUCUGGUAAAGAAGGUACAUGAGAGCCGGCUGGCGUACAAAAAACAGAAAAGGACAGAAGCAGCCAAAACAAAGAACAGCGAAGUGUCACCUGCAAAAAUCUCCUCACCUGUGUGUGACCCAUCAUCUAAACCCACCACACCCAGUGCAAAAGGAGCAUCUUUGAAGAAUGCAUCAAGUCCAAAGACAAAAACAUCGGAGAUGCAAGUUAAGAAGAGAGCGACUUUAAGAGUCGCUAAGGAUACUGCAGCAAACAAGACGAUUAGAGCCUCCAAAAGAGUGACCAGUGUUUCAGCAGCUGGCUUGUCCAGAAAAGUCAGCCCUGUGAAAAAAGUCAUCCAGAAGAAAAAGGUCAUCCUAGUCAAAAAAGCCAUACUCACAAAGAAAGUCAGUGCGGCAAGAAGAGUGGGUGCAGUGAGGAAGAGCUCCGCCAGGAACAAAAUCCUUUCAAAAGCAAAGAAGGAUAAAAACACUGGGAAAUUAGCAAGAAACAAGACCAAGGGGAAUAACCUAAAGAUAAAACUGCCACUGCCAGUGAAGAAGCCUGCAAAAGUUCAGAAGUCCUCUGCUGCAGUCACCCCGGUCACUGAGGACCCACUAAAAAUACGCAGUCAGAAGAGAAAGCUGGAGGAAGCUUCGUCUGAUUUAAAAGAAAAAAAUCCAGUCUCAUCUGCUCCUUCAGGCCCAGCAGCCUCCAUUAAGAAACAAGAGAACGAGAAUGAAGGAUCAAAGAGGAGACGGGGAGAGAAGAAAGACAGGGAUGAGGAAGAGAAGAAGGAGGACCUUGCGGCUAAAUCACAAGACUGUGAUAAACCUACAGCUCCACAAACAGAAAAGAAUGAUGUUAGAAAGAGGAGAAGAGGAGAGAGAGAAGAAGGGGAUGAGAGUGAAAAGAAAGAGCAUGAAAGUAAACGACUGAGAAGCAGCCUGCCACGGAUUGAGGGUAACGAGAGGGAAGAGGUUGAGAAAAGGAGAAAAGCAGAAGAACAAAAGAAGAAAGAAGAGGUGAAGAAAAAGAAGGAAGAGAUAAAUAACUUGAAGGAGAUGGAGGAAAAGAGACAGACACGGAAAGGGGUGCAGGAGGCCAGUAAGGAAGAGGAACAGAUUAAGAAAACGAAAAAUGAAGAAGCGAAUCAGAAAAAGAAAGAACAGGUGGAUAAACUAAAGGAGAUGGAGGAAAAGAGAACAACAAGGAAAGGAGUGCAGGAAGCCAGGAAUGAUUUGGAACAGAGGACAAAAAGGAAGGAAGAUGAUGUGGCACAGAAAGGGAAAGAAGAGCAGGACAGCGUGAACAAAAAGAUGAAUCAUCAGAAAGAGGGAACUGUGCAGGAAAGGAAGGAGGUGAAUGAGUUGAAGGAGACUGAGAAAAAGAGACAAACAGUGCAAAAAGAGGAGGAAGUGGAGCAAAAGAAAAAGCAGGAAGAAGCAGUUAAGGAACAAAAUGAGGAGUUGGAUAAACUUAAAGAACUGAAGAGGAAAGAUGAGCAAAAUAAAAAGCGGGAAGAGUUAGAAGCAGAACGAAAAAAGACAGAAGAGCUGCACAGACUUAAAGAACUCAAGAGGAAAGAAGAGCAGGAGAAGGAGCAAAAGCAGGCAGAGGAAGCAGCAGAACAAAAAAUGAAAGAAGAGCGGGAAAGACUUGAGCUGAAGAGGAAAGAAGAGCAGGAGAGGGAGCAAAAGAAAAAGCUGGAAGAGGAAGCAGCGGAACAACAAAAGAGAGAGGAGCUGGAGAGACUUAAGGAACUCAAGAGGAAAGAAGAGCAGGAGAAGGAACAAAAGAGGGAAGAGGAGAAAGCCGCACAAAAAAAGAAAGAAGAGCUGGAGAGACUUAAGGAACUCCAGAGGAAAAAAGAGCAGGAGAAGGAGCGAAAGAAAAAGCAGGAAGAGGAAGAAGCAGCACAGAAAAAGAAAGAAGAGCUGGAUAGACUUAAGGAACUGAAGAGAAAAGAGGAGGAAGAGCAAAAGGAAAAGUGUGCGAAGGAAGAAGCUGCACAAAAAAAGAAAGAAGAGCUUGAUAAACAGAAGGAACAAAGGAGAAAAGAAGAGCAGGAGGCCCAGAACAAAGAGGAAAUGAUGCAGCAGAUAGAAGAAACUGGUGGAGAGAAGCACACGGAGGGCCAGAAGGAGGAGAGGAGUAAGGUCUUGGCCGAGAAGAGGCUGAGUGUGCUGAAGUCUCUGCAGGGAUUGGUCACCUCUACCAGAGGAAAGCGAGAAAUUCCAAAAAACGACAAACCUACUGAUGAAAGCACAGAUAUGACUGCAAAGGAACUCUCGGUGGAAAACAAGAUUGUGGAUAAAGACUGCAAACCAGUCACUCUUAAGGACUUGGAAAUCAAACAAGCAGUAAAGGAUGAUAGCAAAGUGUCUGUUAAAGCAAGAGAAGAGGGGAAGGCGGAGACGAGUCAGAAGACAUCGAGAGAGAGGAGUGGGGGGCGGCCACAGAGAGAGGAGAGCAGAAUAACAGAGUCCGGCAAGAAGAAGGGUGAAGAGGAGAGAAUGGACAUACGGAAGGCUUCUGCUCUGUCCGUCACAGACUCUCUGCUGUAUAGACUGCACGGGGAUAUCCGAAUCUCCAUGACUCUUGACAAUCCUGAUGUGAGUAAGUGUUUGUUGGCGCUGGAUGAGUUGAGCAAUGUCCCAGUCUCCUCUCGUCACAUACAGAACCACAGCGAGCUCAUUGACACACUGAGAAAGAUGCGCUGGUUCCGUGGCAGUGAGGACAUCAUGUUUAAGGCCUCUAUGCUUUAUUACCGCUUCAAAAACAUCUACCUCAUUGGCGACUCGGAUGAAACCCUCAGUCAGGAGUACAUCAACACACUGCAGGAGGACAAGGAGAGGGAGAGAGUGGAGCGAGAAAGAACGGAAGAAACUUCAUCCCAUGUCUCUCAUACUGCUAUAGUUGAUGGAUCCCAUGUAGAGACACAGCCCCUACAAGCUCAGAGCAGUAACCUCAUACGACACAGUGAGUGUGCAGCAGAAAGGAGCUGACCAACAAAGCUAACAUUUUAAAGUUUUGUAGGGUUUUUUUAUAUUAAUAGUCUUUCAUGGUCAAGCUGUGCAUCAGCUGUACAUCUACGGUGCUGCAAAACUGUUUAAAACACACAAAGGCUACCUUCAUUUCACUUCAGAGUGCCUUGGCAGGAAAAUAUCUGGAAGUAGAACUGAUCACAGCUGAGUCUGCCACUAAUAAAAGCAUUAAAGUGGGUAAUUCUACACAUUUGUACAAUUCCAAAAUUUCUGAUUUAUUGUGUAUUAUAGCAGAGCAUUAACCUCAUCGUUUAAAGUCAUGAGGAGUGUUUUAAAAAAUGUUUCAUUACUGCUAGGAACCAGUUGUCACAGCUCCUGUCACUUAAUAGGCAAUAAAUACAUAAAAAUAUAUUCCUUAGGUCAGAUAUCUGGUUUUACCACAUUUUGUAAUUUUCUGUGAGAUUCUUUAGAAUAGGGUGUUUCUCACCAAAUCCACUACUUUUUUUUCUCGCACCUUUAGGUGAUUAAGUAUGUAAAAAAAAUAUAUAUAUUUUCCCUUUUACUGCCACUACAGCCCAUUUACAAGUUUGCAAAGCUAAGAAUCGUACAAAUGCUGUGGAAAUGCCUUUAAGUUUUGGUACAGGCAUAUUACAACAGCACAAAAGCUAACUAUAUUGUCUUCACUCAGUAGUUUUACAUUUUAAAGCAUUAAGGUAUUUUUUUCUGCAUUUGGCAUUUCAGUCCAAUAUAUCAUAUUUGAUGAAUCUGUUGUAUUUAUUUAUGAAGGUUUUUACACUAUACAGGCAGUGUUGUUAACUGCACCACUCAUCACUGGUGAUUUAGCACUGUGCACUGAGCUUCAGUCCUGACUUUGGAAAUGAGAUAAUAGAGAUACAAAAAUAAGAUAUAUGAAACACUUGAUCAUCAUCUUUUGGUAUAAAAUCUCUUUACCACAGCAGUGUAACCCCAUGUAGUUUUCAGCAUUAGGUAUUUAUGAAUGCCACUUUUGCACACAUGCACACGUGUCUCCUUUCCUUCAUAAAUAUGUAAUGAGAUGUGAACGUGGGCGCUCACAAAGUGUUUCUGCAGGUAAACCACUGCUUAGGUAAAUUUGUAUUAGAUCUGGUUUAAGUAAGAAUCAAAUCUAGCAUAAAGCUGGUUUAGAUCUGAUUUAGUUUUCCUAAACCAAAUCUUGUUUAGAUCUGUAUUAAAUCUGCCUUAGAUCUGCUUAGGUCUUUUUGCUGGAUUGGAUUCAUAUUACAGCUGGAUUUCAUCUGAAAUUAUGCUGAUUUAUAUCUGGUUUCAAUCUGUAUUACACCUGUUGUCAAUCUGCACUGAAACAGGUUAAAAACUAGAUUCAAUUUUAAAACACUUUGUUACAGUGCAGUGUUAGUCUGUGGACGAGAGCUGCAUUAGACUGUGGAAAGUGGUGCUGACUCAGUUUGUGUAAACAGCCAAUGACUCUCUUUACCAGUUUGUGUCUCUUUAUUACAGUAAUUCAUGUUGACAGUAACAUGCUGAUGAUACAUGUAAUAAAUGUGUAAUUACAGUGGUGCAUGACAUGAUGUCAUCCCUGCUUGAUCUCAGUUACUGCUACUUCUGGAUGCAUGUGUUUAACUGAACUAUGAUCGGAUUAAGAAAAGCAUUACAUACUUAAACUACACUUUUAUUCUGCUGCCUGCUUUGUGUGUGUAAGGGUCUACCAGUAUUUAGACCUGGUUUUCAGUCCAGUUCACUUCAUACUGUUAUUCUAAAGUUGUAUUUUGGUUUAUCUCUUAUUUUAAUGGAUUUUAUCAUGUAAAUAGUUGUCUGUUGUGGACAGUUUGUGUGUAAAGCCAUGCUCUUACUACUUAUUGUGAUUAAAAGUGUGUUAUUUCUGUA